UUGUAAGCGAUCAGCUAACUUAAAAUUUGUAGAAAUUACAAAAACAUCGAUGUUAUUAAUAAAGAAAUAUAUCAAUGAUUGAUACCUAACAAGAUUGUACAAAUAUCUGAAAAAUGAGCGGUGACGAUUCAGACGAAGAAAAUGUAAUUCGUUACGGUACUCCACUUGAACCGCUUGAAGAAGAUGAAGUACCUUCGAAGAGGAAGUUUCAACAACAGCAAGAUCAGUAUGCGGUUGAUGAGAAUGGCCGCCGAAGGUUUCAUGGAGCCUUCACUGGAGGAUUUUCUGCAGGAUAUGGAAAUACAGUGGGAACUCCAGAAGGAUGGGCACCGAGUAGUUUUAAAAGUUCACGUUUUGAAAAGGCACAGAUUUCUAAUCAAAGACCCGAAGACUUCAUGGAUGAUGAAGAUCGUUCUGAAUAUGGAAUAGCACCUAGAAAUUUACAGACAAAGAGUGAGUUCUCAGGACAAAAGCGACCCCACCAACAGAGAUUUCACGAUGGACCUAUACCUGGAGAACCGGUUCUAGAACAAUUUAUUCGAGCAGUACACGAGACAGCUGCGGUGAAGAUGCUUCGCAGGAUGGGCUGGAAGGAAGGUCAAGGGAUAGGAGACAGACUCACCCGCAGCGACAAGAAACGUGCAGAGAACCAGCACAAGGUGUACGGGUGUUAUAUGCCUACAGAUAUCAGACAGGAAUCCAAGCAGUCCGAAGAAAGUUCAGACUCGGAAUUUGAAUACGACACGUUAUUUGCGCCGGACGAUUAUGACCCCUAUACAAUUCAGCAUAAGAACGAUCGGUUCGGUCUCGGCUACAAGGGCUUAAGUCGACACUCUGUGCUGGGGAACUUGGUCGGGGAGUACGACGGCGCUGGAAGCUCUAAGAGCCAUUUGCUUAUGAAGGAGAAAGGCAAAAAGGUGUCGAUCCGCGGGCAGGCGUUCGGCGUGGGCGCGCUGGAGGCCGACGACGAGGACGUGUUCGCGGCGCCCGACAUGUCGCACUACGACUUCGAGAUAGGGGGCGCCGUCGAGGAGACCGUCAACACGAGGGCGCCGAAAAGCUCCAGUGUUCUGGAGGGCUUCGUGAAGGCAACUAAACCUCCAGCCGCAGUGGCGAGCUACCCCCCACCGGCGCUCCCGAGAGACUACACCCCCGCGCCCGCCGGCGUGCGGCGCUCCCGGUUCGAGCCCACCGCGGAGCCGCAGAGGGAUCAAGGACUGGGACGCCACGAUCUCACGUCGGAAGCUCGAGGCGCUCUACUCGGUGAAGUACCAAUCCCAAAGACAGAGGAACUCGAAGCUACCACACAACCCCAAAACACAGAAGUGACCAAACUCCUCGGAAAGACAAUCAAUUUCGUAACAGAGAAUACACAAAAAGAUAAAGAUAUAGAUUUCAUAUCUAUAAAAGAUAGCGGAAAAGAUAUAAACGUUUUUAAACCGUUUAUAAGCGAUCCGAAAAAACAAGCUCGAUACGAGCGUUACUUGCAAGGUGGAGAUAGUACAGUAGAAAGAGACGGGGCUACUGAAGAGGGAGAUAGAUUGAGUGAUUGGGAGAGGAACAGAGAAAUGAUGGAGUUUGAACAAGCUGCUAAGCUGUAUAGGCCUCUGUCCGGAGUCAUGGGAGAUAGGUUUACCCAUGCAUCUGAGCCAGACGACGGUGCCCUGAACCCCCUAAGUGCUGUGGCUAAGAGCUCAAUUAAUUACGGAUUAGCAACACCAGAGCAAAUCGAAGCAGCUAAAAUCGGUGCUUACGGAGUUAUAACGAGAAAGGAAGUCAAAUGGCGACCGGAGCCGAUUGUCUGCAAGAGGUUCAACGUACCCGAGCUAGGAGCGAGAACGGAACCUAAGAAGGACGAAAAACCCAAAGUAUCCUAUUCUAUAUUCUCGUACUUAGAAUCAUCAGUUCACGACAAAGAGAGCUUUACGAAAGAACAAAGUAAAUUUAGUGGAUCGAAAUCAUUAAACGUUGAUCAUGAAAAGAAACCUAAGAAUAAUAAACCUAUCGAUAUUAACCCAGUUAGACAGUUAGCACACGUCAGCAAGCCUACAGAACCGAUAGAAGCUAACACUGGCCCUAAUAAAAGAAUGACAGUCGCAGAGUUGUUCAUGAAGGAGUCGGAAAAGGACUUACAAAUUAAGAAUAAAGAAAGCGAAGCCGUCCAAACAAUAGAAAAAUUUGACAAAAUGGAUCUUUAUAAAUCAAUAUUCCUGAGUGACAGCGAAAACGAAGAAACCAAUGAAGAGAACACGAGCACAGAUUAUAAAGAAUUCAUUGAGAAACCGAAGAAUGUCGAAAGGAAUACCUCACCACCGAGAGGCAUUUUCGCGAACAUUGAUUUCGAUGAAUUAAAUUCAUGGAAGAGACAUUCUGAAGAUAAAAAUCCUAAAACGAAUGAGAAAACUGAUGAGAAUAAUGUCAGCGAAUCAAAAACUAAAACAAAUGACAACACAAGUGAAAAAAUAGAUAACAAUGACGACAAGAAGGAAACGAAAGAUGCGAAUAGUUCUGUUGAAACAGAAGAAGCUGUAUAUGGUCCGAAAAUUCCAGAAAAAUUACUAAAAAGAUUAGAAUUACCAGAAACCAAUUUUAAACCGAUGUUUCGAACAAAGGAUGAGAGAGAACGUGACGAGUCGUCUAGUUCCGACUCCUGGGUCGAAGCGAAGGUUAAGCCGAAAAAGGAAAAGAAGAAGAAAAGUAAAAAGCAUAAGUCCAAAAAGAAGUCUAAGCAUAAGAAGAAAGAAAGAUAA
Molecule: messenger RNA, 2750 nt
Organism: Vanessa atalanta (red admiral)
Lineage: Eukaryota; Metazoa; Arthropoda; Insecta; Lepidoptera; Nymphalidae
Product: G patch domain-containing protein 1 homolog
Exons: 10
Coding region: 114-2750 (878 amino acids)
Biological process (GO): mRNA processing
Cellular component (GO): nucleus
Molecular function (GO): RNA binding
Source: RefSeq, a predicted model, not a curated record